Messenger RNA from Esox lucius (northern pike), 684 nucleotides. RefSeq lists its product as uncharacterized. NCBI's taxonomy places the organism in Eukaryota, Metazoa, Chordata, Actinopteri, Esociformes, Esocidae. The transcript is spliced from 3 exons. Bases 1 to 684 code for a protein of 227 amino acids. The record is from RefSeq and is a predicted model, not a curated record.
AUGUGUAUUAACACCAUUCUCACUCCACUAAAGAAUGAAGAAUACUGUUUAGAUGGUACCUCUAUUACCCUGUCUUACAAGUACUCCAGAACAGCUACUGGUUCUGAUUAUUUCUAUUGGUAUCGUCAAGACACAGCACAAAGGCCAGAGUUCCUCCUGUACAUCUUAGGUUCAGGUUAUACACCAGAUUCUAUGAACAACAGAAUAUCUGUUAACCUGAAUGAAGAUAAAAACCGUAUGGAUCUGACAAUCUUCUCUGCUGAAUCAGUCAGUUUUACUGCUAAUCUCCCUGCAAUGUUUUUCAUCUGUUCAAUAAUUGUCUUCUCAGGAAUAGGAGGAAGUUAUGAGCAGACAAUUGAGCCAAACCAACUUCAAGUGUACGCAUAUGUAGGUAGUAAGGUUCAAUAUUCCUGCAAAUACUCCUCAGAAGACAGAUUACUGUGGUAUAAACAGUCUCCAGGAUCAGCUCCUCAAUAUCUUCUGGUCAUCCAGCUCUUUACUGGGGAUGUGGCGGAAGAUGGUUUUCUUGACCCUCGCUUCUCUGCUAAACUGAACAAAGAGAAGACCCGUGUGGAUCUGGAGAUCUCCUCUGCUGAAGUGACAGACUCUGCUCUGUACUAUUGUGCUCUGCAGCCCACAGUGACAGGAAACACAGAAAUGCUGUACAAAAACAUAUACACCUGA